Aphanomyces astaci is the source of this 1131-nucleotide messenger RNA. RefSeq lists its product as hypothetical. Lineage: Eukaryota; Oomycota; Saprolegniomycetes; Saprolegniales; Verrucalvaceae. The coding region runs from base 10 to 972 and encodes 320 amino acids. The transcript has a single exon. The record is from RefSeq and is a predicted model, not a curated record.
UUUCGGCACAUGGCAUCGCAGCAAGAACCCUUGCUCGGCAUCCUCGGUGGCGUGGGGCCGGCGGCUGGCCUUGUCCUUCAUCAAGCCAUCCUGAGGCACACCCAGAACCAUGGUACGGACCAAGGACACCUGGACGUCGUGCAUGUGUCCCGGUCCGCAGACAUCGCGGCGCGUCCGACGUAUCUCUCACAGCACGCUUCGAGCGCGAUCACAAUCGAAAACCCGGCACUGGGUAUGGCGCGAAGCUUAAAGAUGCUCGUCCACGCCGCCAUCACGCGGCAAGCCAAGCUCAUCGUUGGGGUACCGUGCAAUACGUUCCACGCGCCGCCCAUCUGGGACACGUUUGUGGCCGCGGCGGCGUCGGAGGAGUCUGUCACGCUUCUGCAUAUGCUUCAAGAAACCGUGCGCAUGGUGGCCGAGAUCUCUCCCUCCGCCCGAGCGAUCGGAGUCAUGUCCACAACCGGGUCGCGGCACUCGCGCAUUUAUCACGACCUAUUGGAGCCGCGGGGAUACACCGUCGUGGAAGUGCCCAUGUCACAGCAAGAGGCCCUCAACGACACGAUCUUCAACACGGAGUGGGGCAUCAAGGCCACGUCCCCCAGCAUCCACCCCCGCGCCAUCGCCAACUUCCACUCGUUCGCAUCCCAGCUCCGCGCCUUGGGGGCCGAGGUCGCCAUUCUGGGGUGCACGGAAAUCCCCAUGGCCCUGCCUGGUUCUGAAAUCGAUGGCAUGGUGCUGGUUGAUCCCAUGGUGGCACUAGCUCGCGCCAUGAUCCGGGAAGCCGACGCGUCCAAGGUCGUUCCGCUGGAUAAACGGCCGGAUCUGGUGCACUGUGAUGUUGGGAAACCCAAACGAACGCUCAGUGUACACAGCGACGACGGCCAUACAGAACUCAUGGACGAUGAUUAUGACUCAGACAACGACCGAGAAGCCCCCGUGGACGUCGAUGCGUUCCGGUUUUGCUUUUAUUGAGAGGUAAAUGGAAUUAUAGAGGUGAAACAGCUUGUGUAGUGGGGCCGAGACAAGGUUAUAACACACUGGUGCUUGCGCAUUGUGAAAUGAAUCUUUCCGUCAUAAUUGCAGAUCGUUGUCAUUAUUUAAUACUAUAUGCCAACACGGCGACAAUGUCAC